AUGAAUCAUUGUUUAAAUAUUAGUAAAAGACUAUUUACAGAAGAAGCUUCAAAUAUUUUAGAUAAUUUAAUUAAAGUUCUAAAUCAGCUUAGAAAAAAUGUAACUAAGUGGAUUUUAGAAAAUACUUGA
Cetraspora pellucida is the source of this 129-nucleotide messenger RNA. The record is from the annotation of a GenBank genome assembly. NCBI's taxonomy places the organism in Eukaryota, Fungi, Glomeromycota, Glomeromycetes, Diversisporales, Gigasporaceae.